AUGCCUUGUCUUGAGAUACUGGACCUGUGGUAUAACUCAGGUAUUGGAUGUGGAGGUGCUGUCCAGCUGGUGUCAUCUCUACACAGCAGCAAACUGAGAAAACUGCAUAUGACUCAUACUGGUAUCGGUGAACCUGACUUCAAAUGUCUAUCGAGCUAUAUUCACUCCACCACAAGUCUGGAGGAGCUGGGGGUUGGGAUAUCAGUUGAGAGUAUUGACUCAUUAUGUAAAGCUCUGAGUGCCAACAGCUCAAUGAGGAGACUGUACAUGAGCCACUGUGACUUGACUACAUCUCACUGUGUGCGUCUGGGACAGCUACUGAACACCCAAUACCACUGUCAGAUAGAGAAGUUGGACCUCAUUACUGUAGUCUGA
Geodia barretti is the source of this 375-nucleotide messenger RNA. Lineage: Eukaryota; Metazoa; Porifera; Demospongiae; Tetractinellida; Geodiidae. The record is from the annotation of a GenBank genome assembly.